Laetiporus sulphureus 93-53 is the source of this 309-nucleotide messenger RNA. RefSeq lists its product as uncharacterized. The record is from RefSeq and is a predicted model, not a curated record. NCBI's taxonomy places the organism in Eukaryota, Fungi, Basidiomycota, Agaricomycetes, Polyporales, Laetiporaceae. The coding region runs from base 34 to 222 and encodes 62 amino acids. The transcript is spliced from 3 exons.
CAGUGAACGAAACUCCUAAAUUUAUCAAGCAACAUGGUCGACACUUGCACCUGCCAGAGUAGCUGCGGAGCCUGCGGUCCUUCGGGAACUGGCUGCCAAUGCCCCAAGGGAAAGUGCAACUGCAAGGAUUGCGUUAACAAGGCCCACUCCAGCUCGUGCCAAUGCAGUGGCUCGGGCGACAACUGCGGCUGCACGCAGGAGGGGAAGGCUUGUACUUGCUGAAUGUUGAAACGACGAAGCUCGCCCUUGGCUCAAUGAUAGCGAUAUACGGCCGGGAUCAGAGAUGCGAAGUGGAUCACACGGUUGUAA